Molecule: messenger RNA, 909 nt
Organism: Ilex paraguariensis (yerba mate)
Lineage: Eukaryota; Viridiplantae; Streptophyta; Magnoliopsida; Aquifoliales; Aquifoliaceae
Source: the annotation of a GenBank genome assembly
AUGGAGUUUUGUAGAGUUCAUACACUAGCUCUUGUUUCCUUCUUGUUUCUCUGUCCAGUUGCUCAUUGCUGGGGUGUUGAUGGCCAUCUCACCGUUUGUAAGAUUGCCCAGGCACGCUUGAGUGAAGCUGCAGCAGAUGCUGUGAAGCAACUUUUACCAGAAUCUGCUGAUAAUGAUUUGGGAAGUGUUUGUUCAUGGGCAGACCAGGUCAAGUUCCGGUAUCGUUGGUCAUCAGCUCUUCAUUACAUUGAUACCCCUGAUAAUCUCUGCACCUACCUGUACAGCAGGGAUUGCAAAGACGAAAAUGGAGUGAAAGAUAGAUGUGUAGCAGGGGCAAUCAACAAUUACACUAGCCAGCUUCUCGGCUAUGGCAAUGCUGCUUCUCAGUGUAAACCCUUCAAUCAAACCUCACUACCUUCUCCUUUUCUCCUCUUCUUUGUGUCCAUCAUUGCUAAUCAUUUUUCCAAAGAAAAUCACCCUUUACUCUGCCAUAAGCCGCUUCAUGUAGGAUUCACAUCUGACAAAGGAGGCAAUACAAUCAACGUUCACUGGUUCACGCGGAAAGCAGUUCUCCAUCAUGUAUGGGAUGAUAGCAUAAUUGAGACUUCAGAAAAAAGGUCAUAUGAUUCUAACACAGAAGGACUGAUCAACGCAAUUCAGAAGAAUAUUACGACUACUUGGGCAGAUCAAGUUAAGACAUGGGAGACCUGCAGCCGUAACAUGACAGCCUGCCCAGACAUAUAUGCAACUGAAAGUAUAAAAGCAGCCUGUAAUUGGGCAUAUAAAGGUGUGAGUGAAGGUUCGGUACUAGAAGAUGACUACUUCCUGUCCCGUUUACCAAUUGUCAAUAUGCGGUUAGCUCAAGGUGGAGUUCGGUUGGCAGCCACACUUAAUCGUGUAUUUGGAUGA